AUGCUGGAUGGCAAUAUUACCGAGGACAAUGACCAUCUGACAUCAAGCUACCGAUACUAUCGAACACUUUUGGAACAGCAAGCGCAGAUCGAUCACUCGAACAUCUUACGACAUCGGGCGGACGCUUUGUUUCGUGCCUGUCCAGGUUUGACGAGCAUGUGGGUUACCUAUGGUGAUCCGAUAAGCACGAUUUGCAACAGCAAAUCGUUCCAGAAAGGUCUGGUCCUUCCACACGAUAAUCGUGCCGCCAAUGUUGACGAGGGAAUCCUCGCGCCUAUACAGCUGCUCUUGGCGGCUGCCGAUAGCGGGCGAAAGUUGACUACGGUUGUCUUCGGAAACGUCCAUUACAACUUGCUGCUACAACCAGCCAACAUCCAGUCGAAGAUCGCCUCUGUCAUGGAGCGCGUGGAACAGUUUCAAUGGGACAUUGGGGACACUUUCUCGACAUGGAACCCUAGCAACGGCGAAGAAGACGAUAAUGGCGUGAUUAACGAUGCCGGGGACGACUUCGACGAGGACGAGGUUUACAACAUGUAUGGAAUCUUCGCGCGUGGCGCAUUCCUCACAUUCUUGAGCAAGUUUCAGGUCUUGCGAGACCUCGCGGUGAGCUUGCCAGGGAUGAGCUAUAGGUUGGCGCCAAUCGAAUUGCGUCAUGUCGUUGGCGGCAUCCACUUUCCAUUGUUGGAGGCGUUCUACAUCUCGUCCGUGCUAACGACGUCGGACGAUCUUAUCGGGUUCCUCCUGAGGCAUAAGGAGACUCUCAAGCGCCUGCGCCUAUGCGAUCUUUCCAUGUCGACCGAUAAGGAUGACUCAUGGAAUUCCUUCUUUGCCGGCAUUGCUGGAAAGCUCCCUAAACUCGAGCUUAUUUCUCUAAGAGGAAUAUUCAGCCACUACCCUCAAACUCCAUGCUACGUCUUCGGUUGGUAUGCACCUGCCUCCGACGGCACGCCAUUCACAACCAGGAUGGAACGUUACGUCCUAAGUGGGCAGGGCGAGGUCCCGCAGCAGGCUUCCAAUCCUUUGGAUGAAUCCGAGAGGGAGAAACGGCUCGGGUCUGCUGCUGUGCCAAAAGCCCUUCCUUUGACGUGGAAAGCCGACGCAGAACUUUCGAUACAAUAG
Messenger RNA from Pseudocercospora fijiensis CIRAD86, 1119 nucleotides. RefSeq lists its product as uncharacterized. The coding region runs from base 1 to 1119 and encodes 372 amino acids. The record is from RefSeq and is a predicted model, not a curated record. The transcript is spliced from 2 exons. Lineage: Eukaryota; Fungi; Ascomycota; Dothideomycetes; Mycosphaerellales; Mycosphaerellaceae.